GGAGGCGCCGGGAGGCGGGGAGCCGGGCCGCCUGCGCUCGGGUCCGCCUCCGACUGCGGCGCGGCGGGGCGAUGUGUGAUUACCAUGGCGAGGAGUCUCUGUCUGGGGGCCUGGCUGAGGAAACCCUAUUACCUCCAGGGGGACCUGGUAGACACGAUGAGUGGCUGAGCGCAAAUCCAUCAUUCCAAUGGAAAAACAACUACAAAUCAAUGCCUUGCUUUGGUCGCCAGUGUUAAUGAACAUUCAGAGGACACUACUUCUUCACAGCUUACAUUAAAAGGCUUAACAGUAUUGGUGCUUCAACCUCAAAAUUACCAAACUUGGAAGCAAAUUAAAACUAUUUCAACUGAGACUAUUACAUAGCUACAUUCUCAGGCACAAAAAGUGGAGGCUCGCUUCUCGUAUGUUCGGAUGAAAUAUCUUUUCUUUUCCUGGUUGGCGGUCUUUGUUGGAAGCUGGAUUAUAUAUGUGCAAUAUUCUACCUAUACAGAACUAUGCAGAGGAAAAGACUGUAAGAAAAUAAUAUGUGACAAGUACAAGACUGGAGUUAUUGAUGGGCCAGCAUGUAAUAGCCUUUGUGUUACAGAAACUCUUUACUUUGGAAAAUGCUUAUCCACCAAGCCCAACAAUCAGAUGUAUUUAGGGAUUUGGGAUAAUCUACCAGGUGUUGUGAAAUGUCAAAUGGAACAAGCACUCCAUUUUGAUUUUGGAACUGAAUUUGAGCCAAGAAAAGAAAUAGUGCUAUUUGAUAAGCCAACCAGGGGAACCACGGUACAGAAGUUCAAAGAAAUGGUCUACAGUCUCUUUAAGGCAAAAUUGGGUGACCAAGGAAAUCUCUCUCAACUGGUUAAUCUCAUCUUGACGGUUGCUGACGGAGACAAAGAUGGCCAGGUAUCCUUAGGAGAAGCGAAGUCAGCGUGGGCACUCCUCCAGUUAAAUGAAUUUCUUCUCAUGGUGAUACUUCAAGAUAAAGAACAUACUCCCAAACUAAUGGGAUUCUGCGGUGACCUUUAUGUGAUAGAAAGUGUUGAAUAUACCUCUCUUUAUGGAGUGAGCCUCCCAUGGGUCAUUGAGCUUUUUAUUCCAUCUGGGUUCAGAAGAAGUAUGGAUCAGCUGUUCACACCAUCAUGGCCUAGAAAGGCUAAAAUAGCUAUAGGACUUCUAGAAUUUGUGGAAGAUGUCUUCCAUGGCCCCUAUGGAAACUUUCUCAUGUGUGAUACGAGUGCCAAAAACCUAGGAUAUAAUGAUAAGUAUGAUUUGAAAAUGGUGGAUAUGAGAAAAAUUGUGCCAGAGACAAACCUGAAAGAACUUAUCAAGGAUCGUCACUGUGAGUCUGACCUGGAUUGUGUCUAUGGUACGGAUUGUAGAACUAGCUGUGAUCAGAAUACAAUGAAAUGUACUUCAGAAGUAAUACAACCAAACUUGGCAAAAGCCUGUCAGCUACUCAAAGACUACCUGUUGCGUGGUGCUCCAAGUGAAAUUCGUGAAGAAUUAGAAAAGCAGCUUUAUUCUUGUAUUGCUCUCAAAGUCACAGCAAACCAAAUGGAAAUGGAACACUCUUUAAUACUAAAUAACCUAAAAACAUUAUUGUGGAAGAAAAUUUCCUACACAAAUGACUCUUAAUUUGGACAGUUACCAUUGUAGGAUACUUACCACUUUUGAAUAUCCAUUUUGAGCAUUUAAAAGAAUGGCUUGAUUCAGAUUUUCUCCUGGGGCGUUAAGCCAUUUUAAACACGAUUGUGGAAGUAACAGCAGGCAAUACACAUCACCAUAUCAAGAUUUCACUCCUUUUUGUUUUUUGAGAUGGGGUCUUGCUCUGUUGCCCAGGUUGGAACAGACUCCUAGAUACCAGUGAUUUUGCCUUGCCUGUGCAUUGGGACUAGAGACACUGCAGUAUGCCAAUUCCACUUUAAGAAUCCUGUUACAUUUGCCAAUUCCAUUCACUCUGUAACUAUUUUGACUAGUGACUUAAAAAAAAAAGCUGUGAAAAGUCUCAUCAACAGUGAGUGUUUUGUAGAUUUGUAUUACCCAAACUACCAUUGCUGGAAACAUUGUUUGCAUUGAAGCUGCUGUUUAAAGUUUAUACAAACUUACUAAUGUCUUAGCAUGGUAACAUUUGCACAUUAAUGAGACUGCAAAGCAGGUUAAUUAAAAUUGCUCCUUUAUAAAAUAGAUGUUGGGUUAAUAGCAUGGUUUAUAAUACUACUUACACUUAACCUCAUUCACUGCUGAGAAACAUUCCGUUUUUUACCUGACAAUAUGCAAUUAGCAAUUUUAGUGGCUGAAAUUAGGUAAGUUUUCACCAGCCUAGAUUGCAUGGGACUGGGCAUGGUGGUACAUGCCUGUAAUUGGCAACACUCAAGAGACAGGAGGAUCACAUUCAAGGCCAACCUAGGCUAGGGUUUUAAUAACAGCCUCAACUGCCUAACAUAAACCUGCCUCAAAAAAAAAGUUGGAUGAGUCCACUUAGCCUAAGGCUACUACCAAGCUCCUAAAAAACCCUUGGGCUUGGUUUUUUUGUCUUUUAUUUUUAUCGGAACCAGGGAUUGAACUCAUGACUGCCUGCUUGCAAGGCAGGUGCUUAUGCCCCUGAGCUAAAUCCCCAACCCCUUGGGCUUGGAAUGUAGCUCAGUGGUAGAUGCUUAAGGUCCUGGGUUUGAGCCCAGCCCUGCGAAACUGACAAUUACAAAAAAAAAAAAAAAAAAAACCCUGACAUCUUAAGACCACAUAACCAAAAAUUCAUUUACCCUGCAUUUGAGCUACGGGGAAAGUGUGAUUAAGAUCAAGAUUAAAACAGACCUUUAAUUUCCCAUUUUCAGUGUUUGCUGUGGACUAAAGAGCUGUUUAAGACAUCUGUAAAUUUAUCCAAUUAUUUUUUCCCACAUAAACCCGAUAUGGAAAACUUAACUUUUGAUCCUUUCCCAUGUAUUUUCAGUCAGAUCUGGCAUGUACCCUUAACAGCUCCAUAAAAUUCAACACCUCCUCUUCAAACUGAAGACAACAGCAUACUUUCUGUUUACAGGUUUAUCUUAGUUAACAUGAAUGUAUUAAAUCUGUGAUCUUCAUUUGCUCUCAAAAAUUUAAAGGCAGUUUUAUUUCCUUUAAGAUUGUAUACUUUGAGAUGUUUUCUUCCCUCUAAUGAUCUGUUGUUAACAAAUGGACAGAAGAAAUACUUAUAGUGAUCACUGUUGGUCUGUUGUUGUGCUUGUCAAACUUAGAAUCUGAGGGAUAAUAAAGAGAACAGAAGCCCAAGAAAUAGGUAUGAACUUUGCUGGCAUCAACAAGAUGUUUUUUUCUGGAAAAAAUUACACCUUUUUCUUGGAGAAAAGAAAACCUGUCAACUCCUUUGCUUCAGUUUAUUUCCUAGACUCUCGUUAUAAGAGCUUAACACAGAGCUUAAUUUAUUGGUCUUUAUCUGAAUAAAUUUAUUGGUCUUUAUCUGAAAA
This is a messenger RNA of Cavia porcellus (domestic guinea pig), 3446 nucleotides long. RefSeq names its product divergent protein kinase domain 1A (gene Dipk1a). NCBI's taxonomy places the organism in Eukaryota, Metazoa, Chordata, Mammalia, Rodentia, Caviidae. The transcript is spliced from 7 exons. The coding region runs from base 412 to 1623 and encodes 403 amino acids. The record is from RefSeq and is a predicted model, not a curated record.